UUGGCACUUGGCAUAUUGACAGCUGUAUUGUAUUGAUUUCUUCCAGUUAAAUCAGCCCCAUUUCCCUGAUAUCCAAAAUAUCUCCCCAAAACUAGUUCUUAGUUAAUUUCAAAACUUUGAUCCGAGUUCGUCAUGGCAGCGAAAAUUCAAGAAGCACAGCAACAUUGCAGAGCCGCAGAGAAAUACCUUAAGACAUCUUUCCUCCGAUGGAAGCCGGACUACGACUCGGCAGCGGACGAAUAUAACCAAGCAGCCCAAUGCUACCGGAUCGCCCGGGACCUCCAGAACUCCAAAGAGUGCCACCUGAAGGCCUCGGAGAACUACAAUAAGCACAAGGCGUUCUUCCACGCAGCGAGGGCUCUGGAGAGUGCCAUAUUGGUUAGCAAGGAGACCAGUUCUCCUGAGGAGGUGUAUAAUCUAGCUACGGAAGCAGCCAGCCUGUACCAGCAACAGGGCUCCGGAGACUCCGCCGCUGCAUGCCUAGACAAGGCCGCCAAAAUCAUAGAGGAGCGCUCACCGGAACUCGCUUACAAACUGUUUUCUCAAGCGGCCGAUGUAUCUUCAGGUGAAAGCAGCCAACAUCAAGGUGCGGAAUACAUCAGCAAGGCGUCCAGGCUUCUAGUCAAGUUGCAAUGGUACGACCAAGCCGUGGACAGUCUCCGGAGGGAGAUCGGUUUCCACCAGGAGAGCGGCAACACUGGCGCCAUCGGCCGCCUCACCGUGGCCGUGGUGCUAGUCCAACUGGCCCGGGGCGAUGCCGUGGCGGCAGAGAAAGCGUACAAGGAAUGGGGCAACAACUGCGAAGUGGCCGAAAUGCAGACGAUAGAGCAAUUACUAUCGGCAUACGACGAGGAGGACCGCGAGUCCGCCAAGAGAGCCCUAAUGUCGCCUUUUAUAAGGAGCAUGGACGUGGAGUACGCUAGGCUAGCACAGUUGGUGCCCCUGCCAGAAGCAUUAGAGCCCACGCCCAGCGCUGGGGUCCGUGAGAACGCCGCACCUUCGUACGUCAGUCCCAACGCCUCCAGCUGCGAGCGCGCGUCACCAGAAGGCGACAGUAGGCCCGACAACGUUUCGUACGAAGCUCCCGUGCCACCUCCAGAUGAAGAGGAGCUGUGCUAGACAGUAACGAUGGACACAUUAGGCCAAUGCAUCGCACCGACAGUAUAUCUUGUGAUUGAAUAACGCUUACGAUCAUACCCCGUGGUUUUGGGUGCGGGAAUGGUUUUCUGUAUUUAAGAUCAAUGUGGGUAAGACCGUCUAUAAGCUCUUAGUUACGUUGCUUCUAACAAGUUAUUCCUACUAGUUACCAACAAGUUGUUACCAGUGGUAACUACUGGGAUUUUUUUACACCUUUUACAACUGGUAACUAAGUAUUUACUGGGGAAAAAUUAUCAGUAGUUACCACCAACUCGGUUUGGUGUAAAGAUUUAUUUAUUUAGAGCGGAAAUUAUCGUUAUCGAAAAAAAAUACUAUAAAUUCGCUCAAGAUCCUUAUUUAUUACAUAACAACAAAUUAAACAAUUUUGACUCUAGAAUAAUAUCGAAUAUAAUAUAAAUCGAAGUAUAAAUUGUACAGAUAACACUUUUUUUUUGUACACGUAAAAUUGAUUUUAUAGCAAUUGGUCUACAGUUGUAGUGAAUAAUUAUUUUCCAUCGUAUUUUCACGGAAACGUACCAGCGUGUCUAGCUAUUUCAGUCAGUCGGUGCAAAAAGUACUGACGUUGACCGAAGUAGCAUGACGAAUACGAACGUUUCCGAGAAAAUACGAUGGAAAAUAAAUUAUGCACUACAACAUCUGUAUACAGUUGUUUAGGUAUUAUUUUAGAGCUAUUACUUAUGUCACAUAAGUUAUGUGGUAAGGCCUUUCUAAGGAUGUGGUAGAUAUAGUUUGAUGUACAUUGUUUGUUACUUUAAGGGGAUUAAAUCGCCUGUUUAACCUCUUCUUCCUGUAAUAUUUCUAUUGUUUUCUGUAAUGAGGUGUGCAAUAAAGAGUAUUGGUAUUGUAUUGUAUAUAUGUAUAUUGAAUUUUUUACAUUUUGCUGACAUUCAUGCAUCAAGGCAGUUUUUUGCGCUAGUGGCGUCCCCUACGCAGCGUUUCGCGUAAUAUUCCCUAUUACUUUUUGAUGUACUUGUACUUGCGCAAAUUAUUUGACGAAUGAAAUAUUAGCCUUUUUAAGAAAUCGAGUAUUUUAAAUAGAAAAUUAUUUAUAGGUAUUAUAAAUUAUGAGGUAGAGUAAAUCGUCACUGAUACCGUAAUAACUGGCCACUGUUUAAUAACUUAAUAACCACCUUAAUUUAUACUAAAAUGAAUUCUAUUCACCCAUAAACAUUCAUUUUAGUAUAAAGUUUCAAUAACUGGCCACCAUUAAAUAACUAGGAACCACUAAAUUUUAUUAUGUUUUAUAGCUGAACAGAAUUCAUUUUUAGUAUAGGGUGGCCAGUUAUUGAUGACACCCUAUAUAGUAUUUAAAAAAUACAUUUAUAAUGUUGCAUUUUACUAUAUCAAUAAGUGUAGGUAGUUAUGUUUUGUGAUGCGUCAUUUUAAGGAAAAGCUAAAUAUAGUUGGUCAAGCAGAUCUUGUUAGUAGAAAAAGGCGACAAAUUUGAAUAAUGUAGGUGCGAAGGGAUAUCGUCCCAUAGAAAAUUUGAAUUUCGCGCCUUUUUUUACUGACAAGAUCUGCUUGACCAGCUAUAUGUUAUUAUAAAUAUUAUUUGGUAGAUACAGAUGUGUGGCUAGCCACACAUUGGGACCUGUUUCUUACACAUUAGAUUAACCCGGGGAUUACACAUUGAUUACAAUUCGUUUAUUGCAUUAGAAAUAAAGUAAACAAUAUUGAUGUGUCUUUUUAUUGAAAAACACGUUUUAAAAAUAAGUCACGGCAAAUAUGUUACAAUUACAAUUAUGAAUCUAAUACGAUCAUUUUAUAUUCUUCUGCUUUCGUAAGUAAUAGUUUGGUACUGAGUUUUAAAAAGCGUUAUUCAAUUAAAAGACAUGUCACGAUCGCUUACCAUCUAUCUAAUGCUAAAAAACCGGUCAAGUGCGAGUUGGACUCGCGUUCCAAGGGUUCCGUACAUAAGUCCGACUCACGCUUGACUGACUGACUAUUAUCUAUAGGUAAAGUACUGUUAUGUGUAUUUUUUUUCAAAAUUUUAGACCCAGUAGUUUCAGAGUUGAAAGGGGGGGAGGGGGGCAAUGGUCCUUUCCAGGUACGGAACCCUAAAAACGAACUAUAGUGUUUAUUGCGAGUUCGUAGUCACCUGCAAUAAUAUGUUACACAACGAAGGCCGCAAAAAUAUCUGACACGAUCUUAUCUGUAGAGCCAUAAGAGCGUGUCACAUAUUUUUGCGGCCUUCGAAGAGUAACAUAUUAUUGCAGGUGACUGUACAUUCAUUUGAUACUUGCGUUUAGUGCAAAUGUAUGAACUCGCAAUAAAAAAUAAUCAAUAUGAAAACAGGCCCCAAUCUGAGGCAACUACACAUCAGUAUUUACUUUAUAAUAUGUAUAUUAUGUAUCAAUAAUCACGUUAUAAAUAAAGUAAUAAUAAGCUCGUACUCACGUUAUUGUUAUAAAGCUUAAGAUUCCUCUUAAGGUAUAGUCUAAUAAAACAUGGUCUUCUCUUCCCAGAGUGACACAAGCCUACGUCACAAUAACAUGGCCGCUAUAUAUAGCGCUAUCGGCCUAUCGCAUAUUAUCAUAUAGCGCUGUCGCAUGAUGACGUAGGCUUGUGUCAGUCACGUGACCACGAAAAGACGGGAAGAGAGUACCAGACGGAGUAUAUUAUUAUACCAUGAGAGGAAUAUAUCAUUUGCUCGAGAAUAUUAAAUAUGUUAAACUAAUUUUAAAUAAUCGUGAUUUUUGUCAAUUCAAAGCUUUAUGUCUAGAGUAAGGAUGCUAAGCGUGGAGAAUUUCGUAGUUACAUUAACCCGCCUGUUCUAUAUAUUGCUGUCAGCCCAUGAAGGCGGCGGUCAAUGCCUCUGUGCGAGCGGGAUAUCAAUAUGAUUAUUAUUUAUUUAGAAUUUUAAUUCAGGCAACAAAAGCCCAUAUUACAUAUACCUUACAUAAUGUAUUUUAUAAACUUAAAAUAAAACUAAACACUAUUUAUUUGACAAAACGGCGUGGCUCAGUUGCAUCGGCUGCUCUUGAGUCGGAUUCGGCAGUUUGCCCCGGAACCUCCGAAACACGACACCUUUCGGCCAGAAGUCGGCGCACCAAAAGAGUUGAAGUGCGCCUAGUGGCGCGAUCGAAGCUGGAACACCCUCAGCGUGUAGCCGGUCUUCUGGUGUACAUACUCCACCACUUCAGCAGCCGUGGCGGUAUAAUGCAGGCGCGAUACGUACAGCACCUUACUCGGUGUAGCAAUCCGCAAUAAUAAUGUGCGUGCGAUAGAGAUAAGUACAGGCAGGGUGUACUAAAUUCUUCUUGCUUAAUGUCAAACUCUUGCCGCCUGAGCAUAGAGAAAAAAUACAUAGAGUGCUCACUGCAUACAUUAUUAUAUUCAUAAUUAGUACCAAAACGACUUUUAUUUUCGUAGUCGACAUCUAACAUCGAGUAGCAGAAUUAUGAGUACUGCUACUUGACAAUAGAUGUUCCGACGGCGGAAAAUUCUAAUGCUCAACAAUUUUCAGAUAUCAAGUAGAGGUACUGCCGGCCUAGCCAAGGUUACAAUCGCUAUCGCUUCGACAACGAAAAGCAUUAUGUCUCUCUAUCACUCUUCCAUAUAAGUGCGACAGUGAAAGUUGCGUUUCGAUCGCUACGGAGCGUAAGCGAUCGGCAUCUUGGCUACGCGGCCAGAUAAUUCCGCUUAUCCGCUACUCGAUGCUAGAUGUCGACUGCGAAAAUAAUAGUCGUUUAGGUAUCAAAACUGAUGUAUGGAGUGAGUACUCUAUUCUUACUGUAUUUAUCUUUGCGCUUGAGUUAAACGGCGGACUUACAUAUAGUAGUUUUAAGUGUGGACCACAGACAAAACAUCCUCCAGACUGAGCAUAGUCGCGCUACCCUCUGCCACGCAUACGGUAAUUUUACUCCAUGUUCGAGUCGAAAGUGUCUGUGUGACGUCCGUGUCUUUGAACGGACCAAUCACGGCACGGGACUUCGCUCAGCUUGUCCCGCGCACCCCCGCAUUUUCGGCAUCAUCGGUUGCAUGAAAUAAUCGCUCUAAACUCGGUCUAGAGGAUUCCUAGUCUAUGGUGUGGACUGACGAAAAUUAGUACAAUGUCCCUGUAAAUCCCAAUCAAAGAAUAUAAUACUCGCUAUCCCAAUGCCAAAAUUGAUUUGUCAAGAUUUGCUCUAAAAUGAUUGACCAUGAGAAAUUUUAAAAUAAUACCGGACAGAGAGACGGACAUGGCGAAACUAUAACGGUUUCUAGUUGACUACGGAACCCUAAAUAUGAACUGUUAUAUAUACCAUCAUUUGACGCGAGAGAUUUAAGAUCACAUACUCGAAUUCCGACGUGUCGGAAGCCGGUGUUGCUCGAAGUACUCGAAUGAAUCUGUCAAAAAGUAUCGCCAUCUACUCGAAAGUAGGCCAAAGCAUAGGCCAAAAGUAUGGCGUCAUCUCUCGAAAAAAUGGCACCAUCACCAUACCUAUCCUCGACUAGAUGAUGAUACUUUAUGACAUUUUACAAAUUUAACACAUCAGUCAAAAAAUACGGAUCAAAGUCAAAUGGCGUUCUAAAAGUGUUAAUCAUUUGUGUCGAAAGAUGGCAGUAAAUUACUGACUUCAUAAUUUACUUUGACAAUAUUCCUUUAUCACCAUUUCACUAAUCCGGGGUUAACCGGUUAAACCUGGAGUUACCAUGGUUACCAGUACAAUUUGACACUGGGUUAACGGUUUAACCGGUUAACCCCUGGUUAGUGGGAUGAUGCAAGCGACCCUUAGUCUAAAUUCUCUUUGAUAAUAUUUAAGUAAGGGUCAAUUCAUAACCGAUAGCGCCAUCUAUAGGCGGCCAUAUUUACACUGCUUUACGUGUCAUAUUGUUAAUUUGUCUGUACGUGACUCGGAGUAAUUAACAAUGGAGCCGCCAUUAACAGGCAUUCCCCUCUGUCGAAAAUAGGCGGCCAAUGGUCAACCAUAUGUAUGGACUGACGUUUAUCUGACAUGACGUACCUAUACAUUUGAUGUGCCCCUCCCCCGCAAAAAACGGCAGACUAUUUUGUACCGAAAAUUUUAGACAUGGCGUCUCCGUUGUUAAUUACUCCGAGGUACGUGAGUAUUGUAUUCUUUGGUCUGUAGUGUCUGUACCCAAGCAUAAAAAACGUGUUUUUCUAAGUCGCCUCUUAUUUUAAUUCCAUGAAACACUGUCAUUGUCAUGCAUUUUUUGAGAGUCAAAAUAUAGCUAUUAGUCAAUUUUGUACAGUUAGCGUCAUAUAGUAUGUAGCAUCCAAUGUAGGUAUUCAAAUAGUUCGGUACACCAUAUUAUUUGUAUGGCGUACCGAACUAAAUUAUUUUAAUACUUUGGAUGGAUACCCACCAUACGAGGCUGACUGUACGUGAAAUACGUUAACGUUGAUAAAGUCAUUUGACGAUCAGAAUUAUUGAAAAGAACUCUGUAAUAAAUAAAUAUAAUUACAAGCAUG
Messenger RNA from Cydia fagiglandana, 6574 nucleotides. RefSeq names its product gamma-soluble NSF attachment protein (gene gammaSnap1). Bases 133 to 1119 code for a protein of 328 amino acids. The record is from RefSeq and is a predicted model, not a curated record. Gene Ontology annotation, biological process: intracellular protein transport. The transcript is spliced from 9 exons. Gene Ontology annotation, cellular component: SNARE complex; vacuolar membrane. Lineage: Eukaryota; Metazoa; Arthropoda; Insecta; Lepidoptera; Tortricidae. Gene Ontology annotation, molecular function: syntaxin binding; soluble NSF attachment protein activity.